This is a messenger RNA of Sphenostylis stenocarpa, 3393 nucleotides long. The record is from the annotation of a GenBank genome assembly. Lineage: Eukaryota; Viridiplantae; Streptophyta; Magnoliopsida; Fabales; Fabaceae.
AUGUCUGUGACAUCCAAGGUCCUGCCUGCACUCCACUCUACCAAAUCGUUGCCUCCUGAGUUCAAGAUUUCUUCUGGUCAAAUCGAAAACCAUGGAGAUGCUAAAUUGAGAAGCAGUGAUGCGAUCGGAUCAAGUAGUCCAGAAAAUGAUCUUUUGAUAGGGGAGGUUUCAGAGGAAGCUCUUAGCCAUGCCGAUGACGUGGGUCUUUAUGAUGAGGACGUAGCGUACAGCAGAAAAGGUGUUUCGUUAGAGGACAGACCGUCUAUUGCUGAUGAAGUCCUAGAUACGGUUCCUCUGCCCUUCCCAUCAAUUUCAAUGUCUUCCAGUGAACGCAGGUGGAGUGAUACAACACCUUAUUCUUCAAAAAAGAAGCUUCAGUCUUGGUGUCAACUUCCAAAUGGGAAUUGGGAGCUGGCGAAGAUAAUAACAACAUCUGGAAGUGAAUCCAUCAUUUCACUGUCAGACGGGAAAGUUUUGAAAGUGAACGAUGAAAGUCUAGUGCCAGCAAAUCCUGAUAUCCUUGAUGGGGUGGAUGACCUCAUGCAGCUUAGUUAUUUAAAUGAACCGUCAACAAAAGCAGGGCCUGUUUUGGUUGCUAUAAAUCCCUUCAAGAAAGUUCCUCUAUAUGGUAAUGAUUAUAUUGAAGCCUACAAGCGUAAAGCAAUUGAAAGCCCUCAUGUAUAUGCAAUAACAGACACGGCCAUCCGUGAAAUGAUACGGGACGAAGUUAAUCAAUCUAUAAUUAUAAGUGGAGAGAGUGGAGCAGGGAAGACUGAGACAGCAAAAAUAGCAAUGCAGUACUUGGCUGCCCUUGGUGGUGGAAGUGGAAUAGAGUAUGAAAUUUUGAAGACUAAUCCAAUAUUAGAAGCCUUUGGUAAUGCAAAAACAUUGAGAAAUGACAACUCCAGUCGUUUUGGAAAGCUCAUUGAGAUUCACUUCAGUGAAACUGGAAAAAUCUCUGGUGCUAAUAUUCAAACAUGUAGUUUUGCUGGAAAAGGGAAGCUAAACCUACAAAAUGCAGAAGACUAUAAAUAUCUUAGGCAGAGCAAUUGUUAUUCAAUUACUGGUGUUAAUGAUGCAGAAGAAUUCCGCACAGUCAUGGAAGCUCUUGAUGUUGUCCACAUUGGUAAAGAAGACCAGGAGAAUGUAUUUGCAAUGCUUGCUGCAGUAUUAUGGUUGGGAAACAUAUCAUUUACUGUGAUUGAUAAUGAAAAUCAUGUUCAACCCGUUGAAAAUGAGGGUCUGUCCCAUGUAGCGAAAUUAAUUGGCUGUGACAUUGAAGAUCUCAAGUUGACUCUAUCAACUCGCAAGAUGAGAGUUGGUAAUGAUAAUAUUGUCCAAAAGUUGACACUAUCACAGGCAAUUGAUGCAAGAGAUGCUUUGGCAAAGUCAAUAUAUGCAUGUCUGUUUGAUUGGUUGGUCGAACAGAUCAAUAAAUCACUUGCUGUUGGAAAAAGACGCACCGGAAGAUCAAUCAGUAUUCUAGAUAUCUACGGCUUUGAAUCUUUCAAUAGGAACAGUUUUGAGCAGUUCUGCAUAAAUUAUGCUAAUGAGAGAUUACAGCAACACUUCAAUCGUCAUUUAUUCAAGUUAGAACAGGAGGAAUAUAUUCAAGACGGCAUUGACUGGGCUAAAGUUGAAUUUGAAGACAACCAAGACUGUCUUAAUCUUUUUGAGAAGAGGCCCCUGGGGUUGUUAUCUCUGUUAGAUGAAGAAUCCACUUUCCCAAAUGGCACAGAUUUAACAUUUGCUAACAAGCUUAAACAGCAUUUGAAUUCUAAUUCAUGUUUCAAAGGGGAAAGAGACCAAGCCUUUACUGUACACCAUUAUGCUGGGCAGGUAACCUAUGAUACAACUGGAUUUCUGGAGAAGAACAGAGACCUAUUGCACUUGGAUUCCAUCCAACUUCUAUCCUCAUGCACGUGUCCUCUUCCACAAAUAUUUGCAUCACAUAUGCUCACUCAAUCUGAUAAACCGGUAGUUGGUCCCUUGCACAAGUCAGGUGGUGCAGAUUCCCAAAAGCUAAGUGUUGCAACAAAAUUCAAGGGUCAAUUGUUCCUACUGAUGCAACGACUAGAAAGCACUACUCCACAUUUUAUUCGCUGCAUUAAACCCAAUAAUCUCCAAUCACCUGAAUCAUAUGAGCAAGGGCUCGUAUUGCAACAGCUGAGAUGCUGUGGGGUCCUGGAAGUAGUUCGAAUAUCAAGAUCAGGUUUUCCAACAAGAAUGUCUCACCAUAAGUUUGCCAGAAGAUAUGGUUUUCUCCUCCUUGAUAAUGUUGCAUCUCAGGAUCCACUUAGUGUUUCCGUUGCAAUUCUUCAUCAGUUUAAUAUUUUGCCUGAGAUGUAUCAAGUUGGCUACACGAAAUUAUUUUUCCGAACAGGGCAGAUCGGUGCGCUUGAAGAUACUAGAAAUCGUACCCUCCAUGGCAUUUUACGUGUACAAAGUUGUUUUAGGGGUCACCAAGCUCGUCGUUCUCUCAAAAAGCUUCAGGGAGGAAUCACUACUUUGCAGUCAUUUAUUAGGGGAGAAAAAACCAGAAAGGCAUAUUCAGCUUCACUAAAGAGGCAUAGAGCUGCUGUUAUUAUACAGAAGCGCGUGAAAGCAGUAUUUGCAAGAAACAGAAUAAAGACUAUUAGUGAUGCGGCAGUAGUCCUACAAGCAGUUAUUCGGGGUUGGUUGGUCAGAAGAUGCUCAGGAAAUAUUGGAUUUUUGAAGUCUGGAGACAUGAAGAUGCAAGAGUCAGAUGAGGUUCUGGUUAAGUCAACUUUCCUGGCCGAAUUACAGCGCCGAGUACUUAAGGCUGAAGCUUCCUUGAGAGAGAAAGAAGAGGAAAAUGACAUAGUUCGUCAACGUCUCCAACAAUAUGAGAGCAGAUGGUCUGAAUAUGAAUUAAAGAUGAAAUCCAUGGAAGAAGUGUGGCAGAAACAAAUGAGAUCCCUACAAUCUAGCCUCUCCAUUGCAAAGAAAAGCCUUGCUGUUGAUGACUCUGAAAGAAAUUCAGAUGCAUCUGUUAAUGUAAGUGAUGAGAGAGAUUACAGUUGGGAUGUAGGAGGUAAUCACAGACGCCAAGAGAGCAAUGGGGCAAGAUCAACUAGUGCUGGUUUAAGUGUAAUUAGCCGGCUAGCGGAAGAAUUCGAGCAUCGUAGUCAAGUAUUUGGUGAUGAUGCCAAGUUCUUGGUUGAGGUAAAAUCUGGUCAGGUAGAAGCAAGUUUGAACCCAGAUCAAGAGCUUAGGAGGUUAAAACAAAUGUUUGAAGCUUGGAAAAAGGAUUAUGGGGCAAGACUGCGUGAAACAAAAGUCAUUUUAAAUAAACUUGGAAAUGAAGAUGGCGCACUUGAGAGAAUGAAGAAAAAGUGGUGGGGAAGAAGGAACAGUACACGGAUAAAUUGA